ACCCGUGCACGAAAUUGCCGAACCAAGCGGCAGGCCGAAGAAAUCUAUAAUAAAUUCGUGGGUGACUCGCAGCGUCCGGCCUCCGGGCUUUUAAACGGAAACAACGUUUUUUAAGCCAUCCCUUUCUCUCGCUAUGCUCCGGAGAGCGAUAUUGGCUCUGCGCAACGAUUCUCUCCUCCUCUUUUGCCCUCAGUGCUGCCCUCUUGGAUCCUCCAUCCGGCUCGCGAACCCUAGAAACGAGGAGAUCGGCCUUGAUUCCAGGCUUCCAGAUCCGAUUCCGGCGAUCGUUUUGGCUUGAUGUGUGGGGAGAUUCUAGGGUUCGGGGACGGGAGGUAGAGAGCGACGAUGGGGUCCGGCGGAGCAGCGGAGGCGUCUCCCUCAUUGUCGGAAGGCGUCGACCCGUUGAUCUCGGAACUUCAUAAGAAGCAUCGAUUGGAACUGGAAAAUUUAACAUUGAUCAUGCAGCCUUUUAGGACACUAAAAUUUUUCUUUUUUGCUACGGUGCAAAAUCUGAAAAAAUCACUUCUAUAUAUUCUGAGGAAAGGUGGUUGGUUUAAGGUGUUGAGUAUCCUGAUAGCAGCUUUUGCUCUUGUGCUCGUGGCUGUUGAUGGCUCUCAUGAAAAGCAUGUCCAGGAGUUUCUUUGCUAUGCCAGAUUUGGCUUGUGGUGGGUGGCGCUAGGUGUGGCAUCAUCUAUUGGACUAGGAUCUGGUUUACACACAUUUGUGCUGUACUUAGGCCCCCAUAUUGCCUUAUUUACAAUUAAAGCCACACAAUGUGGUAGAGUUGAUUUGAAAACUGCUCCGUAUGAUACCAUACAGCUGAAGAAAGGACCCUCAUGGCUCGAAAAGGAUUGCUUAGAAUUUGGGCCUCCAUUGUAUCCGUCAUCAACUAAUUCUCUAGUUAGGGUUCCAGUCAGCAGAAUACUUCACCAGGUUCAACUAGAAGCUGUUCUUUGGGGCAUUGGUACUGCGCUUGGGGAGCUUCCUCCUUAUUUUAUCUCAAGAGCAGCACGUUUGUCAGGAAGUAAAGUGGAAGCCAUGGAGGAACUAGAUGCUGCUUCCUCAAAAGAAGAUGGAUUUGUAUCUUCAUCUCUAAAGCAAAUUAAACGCUGGCUUGUUUCUCACUCGCAACAUCUCAACUUUUUUACAAUUUUAGUACUUGCUUCGGUGCCAAACCCGCUUUUUGAUCUUGCUGGUAUCAUGUGUGGACAAUUUGGAAUCCCAUUCUGGAAGUUCUUUCUUGCAACAUUGACUGGAAAGGCAAUCAUUAAGGCUCACAUACAGACAGUUUUUAUCAUCUCUGUAUGCAAUAACCAACUUUUAGAACUGGUGGAGAACAAGUUGAUUUGGAUUUUUGGUGAGGUUCCUGCAUUCUCUGUUAUGCUGCCUGACAUUAUUGCCAAAUUGCACGUGGUCAAGGAAAAAUUUUCCGUGCCUGUUCCAGCUCCAGACCCCUCAACUGUGAAGGGAAAGCAGUGGAAUCUUAGCUUUACGACAAUCUGGAAUGCUUUCAUAUGGCUAAUGCUCAUGAACUUCGCCGUUAAGAUAGUGCAAUCUACUGCUCAGAAAUAUUUGAAGAAACAACAAGAAUUAGAAUUGACUGACAAGUUAUCCAGAUCAACACAAUCGAGUGCUGAUUAAGACAGCAUCUCCCAGCACCUGUUUCGAGACUUUUAGUUUCUUCCAAACUGAUCAGCUACAGUGGAGGCUAUUUUACUCUAUUACUGAAGCUUGCCAUUGGUCUCACCAUAUUUUUGUGUAUGGAGAAUGACGAUAGAAAUAUUUAAGUUGGCAGAGGCAGGUUUAAUUUGCCUUCUUGGGGAGGAAAAUUUUACUGUGCAUUGCAUUGUGCCCUUUAUCAAUUGUUCAAAGAGAAUUAUUUUAUUACUCUUCAGGAAAUCCAAUAGAAGUAAUUUGCUCAUUUGCGAAA
This is a messenger RNA of Phoenix dactylifera (date palm), 1930 nucleotides long. RefSeq names its product vacuole membrane protein KMS1. Lineage: Eukaryota; Viridiplantae; Streptophyta; Magnoliopsida; Arecales; Arecaceae. The record is from RefSeq and is a predicted model, not a curated record.